CACAAAUCCAUACCUAGUUCUGAGCGACUGAAAGUACUGCAAACUACGCCAUUGAGCUAUGUUGAAACAUCAAGGCCUGUCUUCAUUCACAUAGUUUAUAGCCAGAUUACUCGUGCACUCCAGUCUCCCAAACCGGCUCCGUUCAAUCCUCCAAAUGCUUCGCCAAUGCUGUCGCACUCGAGCUUUGGCUGCUCUGCAUCCGCGGACACCGCAGUCGCAACCCCUUAGUCGCGUCACCUCUCUCCUUUACAGGCAUGAAAGCAGCGCAUUAUUGUCAUCGAGUCGCCCGGUUCGCUCUCUGUCGACAACACAAGCGAAGAAAGAAGUCCAAGAUGGGUCUUGGCAUACUCAACUGUCGGGGGAAUUCAAGGAGUGCUUUGCUUUGCCUCAGAUGUCCCCCGUCGAAGCAUGGAGCAAACCAGGUAGCCAAAUUGUCGUCAGCGGACACAUCGGUCGAACGAGAAAGGUCGGCAAGAACCUUGCCUUUGCCCACUUGGAGCGCAAUGGGGAACGACUAGGCCAAAUCUGCGCCAAGGGCGAGAAUGCGGCUAUCCUGGCAAAGGUUCGCCCGUUCAGCGCGAUUCUGGCAAAGGGCGUUGUAACGGAGGCUUCGGGCGCCGCACGAUUCGAGAUGGAUAUGGAGUCAAUACAAUACCUCAACCCCUUUCCGAAGGACAUCAUUAUCGGCCCCGACUCGCUUUUUCCUCCCGAGCAUCGCCACUUGCAGUUGAGGUUCCACGAGGAUCUCAGAGAAAGGCUCCGCUUUCGCGCCCAGCUUAAGUCCACCAUGGGGCAGGCCAUGGUUGACAGGGACUUCAUGGACGUCGAGACGCCGAUCCUGUUCAAGUCCACUGCAGAAGGUGCACGAGAGUUCAUCGUACCCACGAGGCGCCCGAGACACGCUUAUGCUCUGCCGCAAAGUCCCCAACAGUACAAGCAGGUCCUGAUGGCCUCCGGCAUGGGGGGCUAUUAUCAGUUUGCUAGAUGCUUCCGCGACGAGGACCAUCGAUCUGACCGCCAGCCCGAGUUCACUCAGCUGGAUAUGGAAAAGUCAUUCGCGACAGGCAAAACUAUCAUGGAGGACGUCGAGUACGUCGUCGGUCGUGCCUGGGAUGCCGUGAGAGAACGAUACGUGAUGAAAAUGGGCGAGGACUCGUUCGCGCCGGUCAGAAAGGCAUCAUUGCAGGACUGGAAGCAAAGCGUCGAGGACAGCGCCAAGGACGACGCCAAAGGACCCAUCCACCAGGAAUACCCCACAAUCUCUACGCCCUUCCUGAGGAUGAAGUAUACCGACUGCAUGGACCUCUACGGAUCCGAUAAGCCAGACCUGCGCAUUCCAAACAGAAUAUGCCGGGUUGACGAGCACCUCAACGAGGGCUUCGUCAGCAUGAUCACUGACCUCAAGGCGCCGAUCGUCGAGGUCUGGAAAAUUAGCCCACACGAAGACGUCGACAAACGAGACGUUUGGAAGUUCGUGGCCGGCUUUAUGGAAAGUCUCCCCAAGAGCCUGUCUCAGAACCCCGACGGCGCUCCCACGGCCUUGAUGUUUGACAGCAGCAAGCCGCUCAACGGCUUCUCGGCCCUGGGGCCAGAAGGGCUAGACAGCAUUCUCGGCGCCCUUCCCGAAGACUCGGGCUUCUCAUCACUGGAAAACGGCGACAUCAUCUUGUUCCAGGCCCGCAAGAACCAACCCCAGCAGGGCGGCUCAACCAAACUCGGCGAGACGCGAAUCGCUCUAUACCACGCCGCCGUGGAAGCCGGCCUCCUGGACAGGGACGACAGCUUCAAGUUUCUCUGGGUCACUGACUUUCCCAUGUUCACGCCGGAAGAAGAGGGCGACGUCGGCCAAGGCGGGGCGUCGGGCUUCUCGGCAACGCACCACCCCUUCACGUCGCCGCACUCGGAAGAGGACUUUGAGCUCCUCUUCAAGGACCCACUGCGGGCCAGGGCCGACCACUAUGACCUCGUUCUCAACGGCGUGGAGCUCGGCGGCGGCAGCCGGCGUAUCCACAUUGCCGAGAUCCAGGAGUUCAUCUUCCGCGACAUCCUAAAGAUGAGCCAGGACAAGAUCAAGGAGUUCUCGCAUCUGCUCAAGGCGCUGCGCGCCGGAUGCCCGCCUCACGCUGGCUUCGCUAUCGGCUUCGAUCGCUUCGUGGCCGUCCUGAGCGGCGCGUCCUCUGUCAGGGACGUCAUUGCGUUCCCCAAGAACAACAACGGCGUCGACGAGUUCGCCGGGGGUCCGGGGAAGAUUUCAAAGCAGCAGCUCGACACAUAUCAUCUCCAAUUUCGCAAGAGCGGUUGAGGGGCCUACCCAGUCCCUUGACUGUACCAACACUGUCACACAUAUACAACCCAAUGUACAUUAUACGCAUGUAUUAUUUCGGCUACAUAAUUGUAGAUCGACAGACGAUGGAUGGAUGAGUAACGUUCUCGCCAUAAUUUCUUCAUCUCCGUUUGGAUUUUUGAUCCGUCAUGUGUGAUGUGAUAAGGGCAGCGUCAAAUUUUUUGAUUGUGAGUGGUGUUGGGAAAUAGAGCACAACGUCAUCACGGCGUACAACAGCAUUCUUACAGGUUAAAACAACAUCAAUUCCUUCCGAGCGGUUGGAUUCAUGAACGCUCCUAGUAACACAAGCAAAGAACCCCCGAAACUCAUUUCUCCCCAAUAUCCGCAUAUUCCUUAAGACCUCUUCCACUGGCCAGCGUCCUCGACGCCCUUGCCAACCUGGUUGAGGGCGCCGCCAAGGCCCUGGCCGAGAUUGGUGAGGCCAUCGCCGACGGGGCGGCCGGCAGAGCCAGUGGCGUUGGUAAUGGUGUCGCCGAGGCCGGUGGUCGCGGCGCCGGUAACGUUGCCGACGGUCUUGGUGACACCUCCGACGGUGUUACCGAGGGCCGAAGUGACGAACUUGGCGCCGCCGGUGACGCCGGAGUUCUGGUCGUUGUUACCGACAGGCAUGAUUGUGGUGUUUUGUGGUGAAGGGGUUUUGGUUUUCGUUGGUAGGUAAGAUUGAUUGGUGGUUCGUGUUUUUGCUUGAGGUUUACUCCUUGGUGAACUACUGCGUUUGCAAAGGGGGGUAUCUUGAGGUGUGGUGUGGAAAAGGAGCGUUUUAGUCGAUGGUGGCUGGUGCCUUCUUAUGGACGACGAGGAAGCAGACUGA
Colletotrichum destructivum is the source of this 3155-nucleotide messenger RNA. Its product is annotated as Class II Aminoacyl-tRNA synthetase/Biotinyl protein ligase (BPL) and lipoyl protein ligase (LPL). Gene Ontology annotation, biological process: aspartyl-tRNA aminoacylation. Gene Ontology annotation, molecular function: ATP binding; aspartate-tRNA ligase activity. The transcript is spliced from 5 exons. The record is from RefSeq and is a predicted model, not a curated record. Gene Ontology annotation, cellular component: cytoplasm. Lineage: Eukaryota; Fungi; Ascomycota; Sordariomycetes; Glomerellales; Glomerellaceae. The coding region runs from base 155 to 2302 and encodes 715 amino acids.